AUGUCAACCACUUCGCAUACAAGUGACGAUUCUUCCUCUAUUAAGAAAACACUUCCUAUCAACCCAAAUUUGCUUAAUGAGUUAGAGGAACAAGCUCGUGGCAUUGCUGAUGACCUUGAAGCAAUGUUUCAAAAUUUAAAGUCUCAAAUGUUCCAGGCAUCGGUCGUAACUUCUGCUUCAUUUGAUGUUUAUAAACAAACUGUCGAGAAUUAUGGUACAGAAAUUACAGAAGCAUCAAAUAAAACCCGAGAACUGAUAGAAUUAUGCGAUCAAUUAGAUAAAGAAUUUGUCGAUAUACAAACCUUGGGAA
Molecule: messenger RNA, 310 nt
Organism: Racocetra fulgida
Lineage: Eukaryota; Fungi; Glomeromycota; Glomeromycetes; Diversisporales; Gigasporaceae
Source: the annotation of a GenBank genome assembly